Messenger RNA from Macroventuria anomochaeta, 2325 nucleotides. RefSeq lists its product as uncharacterized. The coding region runs from base 79 to 2325 and encodes 748 amino acids. The transcript has 3 exons. Gene Ontology annotation, molecular function: ATP binding; ligase activity, forming carbon-nitrogen bonds. Gene Ontology annotation, biological process: tRNA processing. Lineage: Eukaryota; Fungi; Ascomycota; Dothideomycetes; Pleosporales; Didymellaceae. The record is from RefSeq and is a predicted model, not a curated record.
GUCUCCUUCUACCUGCGCCUUUUUCUGUUCUUGCGUUCUUUUUUGCUGUGACAACUGUACGCACAUGUCACGGCGUAUAUGUGGAGAAGCAAUGUCCUCAGGGUGAGGAAGUGUUCCUCUGCUGCAGCAUGGCGCAACACCAGGUGGUAUAGCUCGCAGACGAGCUUGCCCAUUACGAUUGAAGAGUUCAAUGAUGCCUUAAAGGACAUUUAUGGCUCUCUCAAACCCUCUCAAGGGUAUUUUGGGGGCGGCAAUCCUGACAAGCUGGGCUUCGCUAUCAGUGGAGGUGUGGAUUCCAUGGCACUUGCCUCUUUAUUUGCAAAUGCUAGAGACUCAUGGAAGGCCAACAUCCUCAGCCAUGCCUUUAUCGUGGAUCACAAGGUGCGCCCAGAGAGCACCGAAGAAGCAGAAUGGGUUGCUGAGCAGUGUCGUGCCAAGUUCGGCAUGGAAGCCGCCGUUCUGCCUCUCACCUGGCCCGCCGAUUUCGACCCACUCGAUGGCAAGCGCUUCGAGACGGAGGCACGCACUCUACGGUACCAGGCACUUGGUCGGGCCUGUCGCGCGGCAGGGAUUCGCAAAUUGUUAGUUGCACAUCAUGCAGAUGACCAGGCCGAGACGGUCUUGAUGCGCCUUGCGAACAACCGCCUGCGUUCUGGCCUGCAAGCUAUGCAGCCUAUCGAAUGGAUCCCUGAAUGCUCUGGCAUACACGGCGUGUCGCAUAGCAGGCUGGCAGCCCACAAUUCAAAUAUACCUUUCCCAACCGAGACCGGCGGUAUACGCAUCUUCCGACCUCUGCUUAGCUUCGACAAAUCGCGGCUUAUUGCUACGUGCGAACAGCAUGGCGUCGCCUGGGCUGAAGACAAGACGAACCAUCUGCAGACGUAUACGUCGCGCAACGCAAUCCGUCAUGUGUUGAAAAACCAUAAGCUGCCAGCUGCUCUGAGCAUCGAGUCGCUUGUGGACGUGUCCAUUCAUAUGCAAAAACGUGUCAACUGGCACAAGUCCCGGGCGAAUCAACUAUUAAGCAAUUGUCGUAAAGACCUGGAUAUUGAAGUGGGCUCUUUGCUUAUCCAGUUCCCUCCCUUUCAAGACCUCCUUGAUGAGUGGCCUACUGAGGAUGUCCCUUCUUUCCCGGCAAUGCGGCAUGCCGACCCUUCUUUCCUGUGUCAAUCUGUCGACAAGCCAAUUCAGACAUUAACUCAGUCCGACUGGAACAAAGCCAAGAACAAUGCGAUUUACCUCCUCGCACAAGCUGGUCAGUUGGUUUCGCCAAGGGAAACUCCUCCACUGGGCGAACUCGCAGCUACAAUUGCAAAUAUCUGGCCUGAGUUCCGCGAAUUCGAAGAGACUGAUCCUUCCCAGGCUGAGUCUGCUGGAAACAGGACCAAUUUUUGUAUCUACGGCAUAUGGUGGCGCAAGUGGGAUAAAGCGUCUUCCUGGUUCAAACUGAGUCCACGAGCCAUUGAAGAAUUCAUUGGCCCGGGACGCCUUAACGACCGCGAAUGGCUCCUUACGCGCCAGCCUUUAGAAAACCACAGACCCGGCGUCACCUCGAGAAUCAUUCAUUACCCGCCCUCGCACGUUCACCCGCUCACGCAAAUUCCUCCGGGUACACCGGUAAGCAGGCACCACGAUGAAUACCAGCUCUUCGACGGACGUUGGUGGAUAAGCAUUUGGAACUAUAGCACGGAUGCUCUAGUAUUGCGCCACUUUACCAAAAACGACCUUGCCCGCAUCCCCUCUUUGCAGAUCGCAAAGCGCGGCGGCCCUGAGCGAUUCAUUCCCCUUGCACUGUCAGUGCUUAAGCCUGCAGAUAUCCGCUUUACACUCCCAGCCUUGUUUCGGCGCGACAUGGUCACCAAGAAAGAGACUCUUAUUGGAUUCCCAACGCUGAACGUCAGUAUGAGACAGUUUGGUUACCCUAAGGAUGUUUGUUCGUGGCAAGUGCGCUACAAGAAGCUUGAGGUGGACAGUUUGAGUAAGGUUGUUCGCUCAGGUAUCACGCGGGUGAUGAUCGAGAAGGAGGUGGCGAAGUUCAACAAGCCGAAAAGGUUUCCGGGAAUGAAGGAUGGGCUAUUUUCGCGGAACUUGAAGCAGCCGUUCAAGUAUAUAUAUGACCAGGACAAGCCGCUCAUGUUUGAAGAUUCAGCUGUACCCUUUGUACCCCCAGAGUCCUUAAUUACGCGCCCCACAAGGAAGACCGCAAGCAAGGCAAAGACUAUACCACUUGUACCGGUUACCGAGUUCGAACGGCGUGGAAAAUCCGAGAAAAGGGAGGGUGGCGGAUAUAAUAUCAAGUGGGAAGAUUUCAAGGAUCGGUUAUGA